CUUUGUUGACAUAAUAUAAGGAUAGCCUGGUGGUUACAGAUGGUUACGUUCGCAGGCUGGGCUAUAGCCUAUAGGCUAGAGAAGAUAAUUUCAGUAAUCGACAUUAUUGCGAACCAUGAUGGAAUUACAUAACGCCUAUAUGCUGUAGUCUAUAAUAACGUAAAUGAUGCUAUUUUCUCACUGGACGGCCUGAAUGUGAACGCAGCAGCAGCAGGACAGAUCACAGAGGAAAUCACAUUGAGCUCCACAUAACGAAUCGAGUAGCCGAGCGCAAGCAUUAAUUAACAGAGCGGAGAGCUCAGCGGCGAUACUAGAGAGAUGAAGGACCUUUCGUUCUCCCCUUGAUGUGUUCAACCCGCCAGUGGGGGGAGAGACAACCAGGAGCAGCCGAUGCUCAGAGAGAACUGCGGCCGCAGCGCCAGACAUCCGGGAGAGUGAUAACUCUGAGAGAGCGCUGUUUACUGUCAUCUGAGAUCUGGCACCGGAUGAGCGGUGAGGCAUGGGCUGCGCUCCCAGCAUCCACGUCUCCCAGAGCGGCGUGAUCUACUGCCGAGACUCGGACGAGUCCAACUCUCCGCACCAAGCCACAACCAUCUCGCAGGGCACGGCGGCCACCCUCCGUGGGCUGUUCAUCAAGACGGACGCGGCCGACACAAUCCCCUCGGUAAUCACCUACCAGAGCAGGCACUCCCGAACCAACUCUCAACGAGAGAGAAGAGAGAACAGCCAGGGACACAUCUGCAUCGAGGCCAAGACCCAGACCAGUCACAACAGUGUCAAGGUAUCAGCCACAGAAGAAUGUAUAGGACCUAUGAGACUGACCCAAGAACCUAUUCAGGUCCUGCUGGUGUUUGCGAAGGAGGAUGGUCAAAGCGAUGCCUUCUGGUGGGCGUGUGACCGGGCAGGUUUCAGGUGUAACAUCGCCCGAACGCCCGAGUCCGCCAUUGAGUGUUUCCUAGACAAGAGUCACGAGAUCGUGGUCAUCGACGGACGCCACUCACUGUACUUUGAGGCAGAAGCUGUCUGUCGGUUGAUCCGUGCCACAAAGCGCUCAGAACACACAGUCAUUCUGGACGUCGUGCCACAGACGCCUUCAGGUCAGGAGGAGCCAUCUGUUCUUCCUCUCCUCUGCGCUGGAUUCAGCAGAAGGUAUGUGGAGAACAGUAGUGUCUCUGCCUGCUAUAAUGAGUUGCUCCAGAUUGAACAUGGAGAGGUGCGCUGCCAGUUCAAACUCAGGGCGUGUAACUCAGUCUUCACUGCUCUGGACCACUGUCAGGAGGCUGUGGAGAUCACCAGUGAAAACCAUGUGAUACAGUAUGUGAACCCAGCAUUUGAGUGUAUGAUGGGCUACCACAAGGGAGAGUUGAUAGGGAAAGAGCUGACAGAACUCCCCAAGAGUGAUAAGAACCGAGCAGAUCUUCUAGACACCAUCAACACCUGUAUCAAGAAAGGAAAGGAGUGGCAGGGGAUUUACUACGCCAGGAGGAAGUCAGGUGACAGCAUACAACAGCAUGUCAAGAUCACGCCUGUGAUUGGCCAGGGAGGAAAGAUCCGCCAUUUUGUGUCCGUCAGGAGGCCCCACAGUGACAACAACAAACAGGUCCAUAAGAUCAACAAAGAUGGAGAACAUUCCCAGUCAGAGAGCCAUUCCCUGCGUCACAGAGACAGGAGGAAAGACUCAGUUGAUACCAGGUCAAUCAGCUCGCAUGGCGGUGAUGCUCCGAGUCUGCAGAACCGGAGGUACUCCUCUGUAGCCAGGAUCCACUCUAUGACCAUUGAGGCCCCCAUCACCAAGGUGAUCAACAUCAUCAACGCGGCCCAGGAGUCCAGUCCGGUGUCCGUAGCGGAGGCACUGGACCGGGUCCUGGAGAUCCUGAGGACCACAGAGCUCUACUCUCCUCAGCUGGCCUCCAAGGAGGACGACCCACACACCAACGACCUUGUAGGCGGGCUCAUGAGCGACGGCUUACGGAGACUGUCUGGGAACGAGUAUGUCUUCUCCAAAAGUACUUUUCCAAAUAUGAGCCAGAGUCAGCUGGCCAUCCCAGUAACGUUGAAUGACAUCCCUUCGGCCAUCGCUGACAUGCUGGAUGACGAGGACCAAUGGGAGUUUAACAUCCUAGAGCUGGAGGCUGCCACCUGGAAGAGACCUCUGACCUACCUGGGCUUGAAGAUCUUUGCUCGGUUCGGGGUGUGUGAGUUCCUGAGCUGCAGUGAAGCUACGCUACACUGCUGGCUCCAGGUCAUAGAGGCUAAUUACCAUGCCUCCAACUCCUACCACAACUCAACCCAUGCCGCUGACGUCCUCCACGCUACAGCCUACUUCCUACGCAAGGAGAAGGUCAAGGGCAGUCUAGACCAACUGGACGAGGUAGCUGCAUUGAUCGCGGCGACAGUCCAUGACGUGGACCACCCGGGGAGGACCAACAGCUUCCUGUGCAACGCAGGAAGUGAGCUGGCCAUCCUGUACAAUGACACGGCUGUGUUAGAGAGUCACCACGCCGCCCUCGCAUUCCAACUCACUGUCAGGGACAGCAAGAGCAACAUCUUCAAGAACAUCGACAGGACUCAGUUCCGGACAUUAAGGCAGGCCAUCAUAGACAUGGUGCUGGCUACAGAGAUGACCCGCCAUUUUGAACAUGUCAACAAGUUUGCCAACAGUAUCAACAAACCAAUGGCUGCCAUCGAGGAGUCCAGCUCAAACAGUGAAGGCAGUGACAGCGAGGGCCAAGCCAGCAUCAGGAACAGCCCAGAGAACCGGCUGCUGAUCAAGAGGAUGAUGAUAAAGUGUGCUGAUGUGGCCAACCCCUGCAGACCCCUGGAGCUCUGCAUAGAAUGGGCUGGACGCAUCUCAGAGGAGUACUUCGCACAGACUGAUGAGGAGAAGAGACAGGGUCUACCGGUGGUCAUGCCUGUCUUUGACAGGAACACCUGUAGUAUCCCCAAGUCUCAGAUCUCCUUCAUAGACUACUUCAUCACAGACAUGUUUGAUGCCUGGGAUGCCUUCGCCAGUCUACCUGGCCUCAUGGAGCACCUGUCAGAGAACUACAAAUACUGGAAGGGUCUGGACGACAUGAAGUGCAAGAGCCUGCGGCCGCCCCCUCCUCCGUGACCCCUCCAUCCCUCCCUCUCUCCCCUUAUCCCUCCAUCCCUUCCUCUCACUGGGCUGGGGGAGACAGCGAAUGUAGCCCAGCACUGGUAUUAAGCCCCUCCCACUGUGAUUCUACCCAGCUCCACACACACUGGACUGUACUGCAGUCUGCAGACCUCAGAGCCUGUAGACCUCAGAGUCUGCAGCUUCGAGCCCUGAGAAGAGACCAGGGGACUGACAUACUGGCUGACAAAUGACACCCCUUUCCCCAUGUAGUGCUCUCCUUCUGUCCAGACAUCCUUCCCAUCCCUAGUUAUCAGAUGUUGCUUCAAACUGAAAAACUGAUUUCAACCAGAGAAUCAUUAUGAUGCCCCGUGCCAAAUGUAGCAUGGGGGGCUCUGAUCAUAAGUAGUGCACUACAUGGGGAAUAUGGUGACAUUUGAGAAUUGCCCAUUCAGACUCUUCAGACCCCUCUGUGGUUCGUCUUGGGCCCCUAAUGGGACUCUACAGCCCUCCUGACAAUCUAUCCCAGCCAUCCGCACUUUAGCAGCUCAAAAACGUGUAACUUUCUCACACAAUUGUUUUUUCCUGUGAUGGUGUCUGUGCUCUAUAUCUGUUUAUUUUAUCUCAGGCAAGUGUCUGCUGUUGUUUGUCAUAUCUCUGAUUUCUGUCCGUCCAUGCUUGGUCCCUAAGGUAGUGUAUGGUGAUGUGUGGACCAAAGGUUUGCUGACACAUGAACUACUUAUACUGUAAGUACCAGGAAUAAAAGAGGAGAGAGCACAGAACUAAAGUAUGUAGAGAGAAACCUGUUCGCUGAAUCACACACACACACAUACACUGUACUUACUCUCCCGACCACACAGCCAACUUCUAAAACUGUAACUCAGCUCUCCUGGUUCUCCCUCCAGAUGGAAGUAUUAGGUAAUAUUGAGCUCUGAUAAGCCCAGUUAGGCAGAGUAAAACAGAGACGUGCGUGUGUGUGUUAGUGUGUGUGCAUGCGUGUGUUUGCACAUGCCUGUGUGUGUGUGUGUUUGGCAGCAGACCCAGAGCAGUCAGCGGUCUGUGUUCGCUCCAUACCUGGGAGGUUUACAGAGCAGAGCCCAACUGAACUGACUGCUGUAAUAUCUCUCUCUACGGGGGAAAACCAGAGCUUUACUCAGAGAGCCAGGCCUCACGGGCAGCUAGCCCACCACCAGGCUCCCCUCUGGGGCUAGAACCAGCCCUCACUCAGCCCCCUCUGGAACUCAGCUCCAGACAUGGCUGUUAAAAGAGAACUCUCCUGUCAACACUGGGGCUUAGUGGGAACAGUAUUAGAACAGUAUUAUAACUCUAUUAGCAACAAGUUGGGGAAAAACAGCAGUAUAUAUUAAGUACUGUUGAUCUUUACAACUUAUAAGCCACAUCAGUGAAUUAUCUGAGCAACAGCAGGCUAGUGUACUGUUUAUGACAGCUUGCAUUGAAGCUAGUCCUAAUUCAUUACUUUAAAUGGGUCAUAAAGUUCCAGUGAAACAGUACAUCAAUUUAAACAUCAAAGGCACAUUGAAGUGGACACAUACUGUAGAUAAUUGCAAUCUCCAAAUAUGAAGGAAACUAAUUAGCAUUGGCUAAGCAAGUUACUAUUCCAAAGCACAACUCAUUGAUUUCUAACAUUUCAGUUGUGCUGUGGUGUGCAGUGCAAUAGUAGGAGUACAUUUAAUUUUCCAACUCUCCCUCCUGUCUGCCCGUAGUGUGUUGCUGGUCCAUUGUAAAGUAGCAUGGUAGUGUGGUCUGAGCAGAGAGCCACCUCACAAGAGCCUGAUGAAACCACCUUGGGACAGACAGCAUGAAAUACUCGGCUGGCCCUGGCUCAAUUUACACUCUAUUCCCCAUGUAGUGCACUACUUUUGGGCCAGAGAUGUAUGUGGUGAGAGACUGGCACACUUAGCUCUUGGGGCUUAAAUAGAUGUGUCUUAAAGGCACUCUAUUGCCUACAUAGCACACUACGUUUGACUACUCUAAUCAAAAGUAGUGCACUAUAUGGGGUAUAUGGUGUCACUUUAGAUUGACCCUGUUUUAGGAUGCUCUCUGGGAAAAGAGCACUUUCAGCUCCCAGCACACUGUACUGCUACUUGGUUUGGUUCAGUUUUCAACUCUGGCUAGACUACUAUUCAAAUAUGAUUUGAAAUGUCACUAUCGUGAAACAUGCUGUCCAUCCCUUUCUCUUGUCAUCUAGAAUCACAUUACUGUGUAGUUGUCUCCCUCCAGUGGUUGGCAGUGGGGAAUGCAGUUUGUUAAUUUCCUUGUGCAAAGCAGCAUCCAUACAAGACAGGCUUAAGUCAGAGGUGUUGUGAAUGGGUGGUAAGCUUUGAGUUCAAAGUACGUGUUUGUGCGUGCGUGUGUGUAAAUUCAACUGAGAAAAUCGAAACUGUUGUACGUAUUUAACCAAAGGCACAGUGAUAUUCUUUAAGGUGCCUUACUCUGAUCCUCUCCUGAAACAGGGUUCAGAGUUCCGGCUUAAUAAUAUAAUAUGCCAUUUAGCAGACGCUUUCUAUCCAAAGCGACUUACAGUCAUGCGUGCAUGGGUGGUCCCGGGGAUCGAACCCACUACCUUGGCGUUACAAGCGCCGUGCUCUACCAGCUGAGCUACAGAGGUUUGUUUGUGUUAGCGAGCAGCUGAACAAAGAUACUGGACUAAGCCAUAGAGUACUUAACCUUACUAUUCUAACCUGUAUAUUACGACACUGUAAACUACCUAGCUACUGCUGACUUCACCAACCCACUAUCUAGUCUCCCGUGACUGUUCUCGAUUGAGCCUAAUCUAUUUUCAAUGAAUUAUGAAUGUUUGUUGUAAAGUGAGUUUUGGUCAGAUCUGAUGUCACCCACACGCUUGUCGUCCUUUCUUUCUUUGAACCCCCAAAGAUGAACUGUUUCUGCUGUAGAGCAGGGUGUGGCAUCUACUAUUAUGUCAUGUUAACCAGGCUCUCAUUGGUCAGAGACUGGCAUCAAUGGGUAUGGAGAACGUGCCAAACCCUUUCUUUAUUUUCUAUCGUUUCUCAGCAGAAAAACCAACAGAUAUUCUGCAAGCAUUCAUGUAUAUAAGCUCUAUUUAAAAAAAAAAAAAAUGUUUUUCAUUAUUUUGUGGUUAUUGGCCGUGAAAAGGCAAACGUAAAAUAUAAUAGAAAUGUUUUACUGUAUGUAUUUUUGAAGGACUUGAUGGUUUGAUGCUUUUGUUGUGUAUAAACCACCGGGCAGAAACUGGUUGCAUCAACGUUGUUUCCACGUCAUGAAAAAAUAAAAAUCUAUCUCAU
This is a messenger RNA of Coregonus clupeaformis (lake whitefish), 6378 nucleotides long. RefSeq names its product high affinity cAMP-specific and IBMX-insensitive 3',5'-cyclic phosphodiesterase 8B-like. Bases 500 to 3112 code for a protein of 870 amino acids. Gene Ontology annotation, biological process: signal transduction. Gene Ontology annotation, molecular function: 3',5'-cyclic-AMP phosphodiesterase activity. The transcript is spliced from 22 exons. The record is from RefSeq and is a predicted model, not a curated record. Lineage: Eukaryota; Metazoa; Chordata; Actinopteri; Salmoniformes; Salmonidae.